Sardina pilchardus (European sardine) is the source of this 1383-nucleotide messenger RNA. RefSeq names its product zinc finger protein 135-like. The record is from RefSeq and is a predicted model, not a curated record. Gene Ontology annotation, molecular function: DNA-binding transcription factor activity; RNA polymerase II cis-regulatory region sequence-specific DNA binding. The transcript has 3 exons. NCBI's taxonomy places the organism in Eukaryota, Metazoa, Chordata, Actinopteri, Clupeiformes, Clupeidae. Gene Ontology annotation, biological process: regulation of transcription by RNA polymerase II. Bases 1 to 1383 code for a protein of 460 amino acids.
AUGCAGACGCAGACCAAUGGAGAUGCAGAACAGCCCGAGACCACUGUUGAAAGAAUCACAAAUGGGAAGAGGUUCAAGAGGUGGUCCGAUCUCAACCCACAUCAGACAACGCAUACUGGGCAAAAGCCAUGUCUGUGUACUACGUGUGGAAAGGGUUUCAAAACCAGUGCACAACUCACUAUCCAUCAGAGAACACAUACUGGAGAAAAGCCAUAUCACUGCUCAGAUUGUGGAAAGACUUUUGCCUAUGCAUCAAAUUUCAAGAACCAUCAGAGGAUCCAUACAGGAGAAAUGCCAUAUCAGUGUUCAGAUUGUGGAAAGUCUUUUAUUCAGUUGGCUAAUCUCAAGACACACCAGAGAACACAUACUGGAGAAAAGCCAUAUAGCUGCUCAGACUGUGGAAAGACUUUUGCCCAGGCAUUGAGUCUCACGUUACAUCAGAGGAUCCAUACUGCAGAAAAGCCAUAUCAGUGUUCAGAGUGUGGAAAGACUUUCAGAGCAAGCUAUACUCUUACUGUCCACAAGAGAACACAUACUGGAGAAAAGCCAUAUCAGUGUUCAGAGUGUGGAAAGACUUUUAUAAAUUCAAGUCAGCUCAAGGUACACCAGAGGACGCAUACUGGAGAAAAACCAUACCGCUGCUCAGAUUGUGGAAAGACGUUUACUCAGUCGUCUCAUCUCAAGACACACCAGAAAAUCCAUACCGGGAUAAAGUCUCAUAACUGUUCAGAUUGUGGAAAGACUUUUGUAACUUCAGGUAACCUCAAGAUUCAUCAGAGGAUCCAUACAGGAGAAAAGCCAUAUCUGUGCACUACAUGUGGUCAGUCUUUCAAACGAUCCCAUCAUCUCAAGACAUACCAGAGGAUGCAUACAGGAGAAAAGCCAUACCAGUGUUCAGAGUGUGGAAAGACGUUUACUCAGUCGUCUCAUCUCAAGACACACCAGAAAAUCCAUACCGGGAUAAAGUCUCAUAACUGUUCAGAUUGUGGAAAGACUUUUGUAACUUCAGGUAACCUCAAGAUUCAUCAGAGGAUCCAUACAGGAGAAAAGCCAUAUCUGUGCACUACAUGUGGUCAGUCUUUCAAACGAUCCCAUCAUCUCAAGACAUACCAGAGGAUGCAUACAGGAGAAAAGCCAUACCAGUGUUCAGAGUGUGGAAAGACUUUUAUGACUUCCGGUACCCUGAAGAUUCACCAGAGGAUCCAUACUGGGGAAAAGCCAUAUCUGUGCACUACAUGUGGUAAGUCUUUCAAUCAAACCAUUCAUCUCAAGACACACCUGAAGAUUCAUACAGGGGAAAAGCCAUAUCAGUACACAACAUGUGGUAAGUCAUUCAGUCAAAGCAGUACUCUCAAGAGACACCAGAGAAUCCAUACUUGGUAG